Molecule: messenger RNA, 1566 nt
Organism: Amphiprion ocellaris (clown anemonefish)
Lineage: Eukaryota; Metazoa; Chordata; Actinopteri; Pomacentridae
Gene: rbm17
Product: RNA binding motif protein 17
Exons: 13
Coding region: 112-1371 (419 amino acids)
Biological process (GO): alternative mRNA splicing, via spliceosome; mRNA cis splicing, via spliceosome
Cellular component (GO): precatalytic spliceosome
Molecular function (GO): RNA binding
Source: RefSeq, a predicted model, not a curated record
CCUCCAGGCGCUAGGAGGCGCUAGAGGGGAAAAUACCGGCAAACGUUAGCUGUGUUAUUGAACCGCUGGCUUCCCUUUACGUACAGCGAGGAGGAGCACUGACCUGCAGCAAUGUCGCUGUAUGAUGACCUCGGUGUGGGUGCCAGUGACACCAAGACCGAAGGAUGGUCCAAGAACUUCAAGCUGCUGCAGUCUCAACUGAAGGUGAAGAAAGCAGCUCUGACACAGGCCAAGACCCAGCGGAUGAAGCAGACCACUGUCUUGGCGCCUGUCAUUGAUCUAAAGAGAGGAGGUUCCAGUGAUGAACGACAGAUCAUUGACACUCCUCCUCAUACUGCUGCUGGACUCAAGGAUGCAGUGCCCAGUGGUUUCUCCUCUGGUGAUGUGCUGAUCCCGUUGGCAGACGAAUACGACCCAAUGUUCCCCAAUGACUAUGAGAAGGUUGUGAAGCGACACAGAGAGGAACGACAGCGACAGAGGGAACAGGAGAGGCAGAAGGAGAUCGAGGAGAGGGAAAAGAAGAGGAAAGACAGACAUGAUGGUGGAGCUCCGAGUGGUUUCUCUCGCUUCCCGGCAGCAGAGGAAGACUCGGAUGAAGAGGAGGAGUAUGAGAAAGAGAGGAGGAAACGAAGUAUGGGUGGAGCAGCCAUCGCCCCUCCUUCAUCACUUGUGGACAGAGAUGGCUCUUCUUCAUAUUCUUACGAGGAUGAAGGUCGUCCUGCCAGAGGCUCCAAGGCUGCCAUCCCUCCACCCAUGUACGAGGACUCAGACCGGCCACGUUCACCACCUGGACCAACCAGCUCCUUCCUGGCCAACAUGGGAGGUACGGUGGCCCAUAAGAUUAUGCAGAAGUAUGGCUUCAAAGAAGGCCAAGGUCUGGGGAAACACGAGCAGGGUCUGAGCACAGCACUGUCUGUGGAGAAGACCAGCAAGAGAGGUGGAAAGAUCAUCAUCGGAGAUGCAGCAGAAAAACCAGGGUCCAGCCAGUCAGGUGCUGCUGAAACUUCGGGCUCUGCAGCGGAUUCUUCCAAGAAGAGCGAAACAAACCCGCUCACAGAGAUCCUCAAAAACCCCACUAAAGUGGUCCUGCUGAGGAACAUGGUGGGCCGAGGAGAAGUGGAUGAAGACCUGGAGGGAGAGACCAAAGAAGAGUGCGAGAAAUAUGGCAAAGUGGUUAAAUGUGUCAUUUUUGAGAUUGCCGAAGUGCUAGAUGAUGAAGCUGUCAGGAUAUUUCUGGAGUUUGAGAGAGUGGAGUCAGCCAUCAAAGCUGUGGUGGAUCUGAAUGGGCGUUAUUUUGGUGGGCGAGUCGUCAAGGCCUGCUUCUACAAUCUAGACAAGUUCCGGGUUUUGGACCUCGGUGAGCAGGUCUGAUGCCUCCCUGGGAAGCUAAACAAGUACCAACAGAGACUUUGAGCACACUUCAUCUCCCCACUUGUACAUAUACCUUUUUUUAAAUUUUCCCUGAACAGCAGUGUCUGUAUGUAGUGAGUCCAUCUUGUAGAUUGCUGUUUUGUUUUCUUUAAAUACUACCUUUAUGUCAAGACAAAAUAAAGGGUAUAAACUAUA